Nilaparvata lugens (brown planthopper) is the source of this 468-nucleotide messenger RNA. RefSeq lists its product as uncharacterized. The record is from RefSeq and is a predicted model, not a curated record. The transcript has 3 exons. The coding region runs from base 39 to 413 and encodes 124 amino acids. Lineage: Eukaryota; Metazoa; Arthropoda; Insecta; Hemiptera; Delphacidae.
AUGAGGCGGAUGGCUUGAUUAGGCGCUGUCCUCGGUGGAUGGACGGUGAUGUGGGCGGUCGGCGGUCCGGGCUGCUCUUCAACGUGGUCGGCAACGUCCUUGGACUCCUGGUGUCCGGCGCGCGGUUGUACGGCUGGCCCCUCUAUGCCAUGGAUGUCGUCCUCGGCUUGGCGGGCGAUGUCGACUGGUUCCUCUCGGCGUUCGGCGGGUGCGGCGCGACUCCAGUCUUGACAUUCUCGGAAGGCGUCCAUAUCCAGUGCGGGAGCGGGCAUACAUCUAACGGUCACCUGCUGGUUUUUUAUCCGAGCAACGGUGCGAGAAAUGGGGGUUCCUGUUUCUGGGGCGUCGUCGUCCGUAUGCUCUCCCGAUGUUUCGUCCUCCGGCUCUUGGGCUGCCGAUGGAUCCUCCACUAGGAUGCAGCUCUCCUCCACCUGCGUCGAAGAUAAAUCAUCCAGUACAUUUGGAUGG